Molecule: messenger RNA, 1065 nt
Organism: Aureobasidium pullulans EXF-150
Lineage: Eukaryota; Fungi; Ascomycota; Dothideomycetes; Dothideales; Saccotheciaceae
Product: WD repeat protein
Exons: 3
Coding region: 43-1065 (340 amino acids)
Biological process (GO): spliceosomal snRNP assembly
Cellular component (GO): SMN complex
Molecular function (GO): protein binding; RNA binding
Source: RefSeq, a predicted model, not a curated record
CUCCACUUCUUCCAAUACUUUAUACCCUACAGAAUCGCAUCAAUGGCUACAGGUACUGCGUCCAAAACCAGCAAAGUAGUGCCUCUGACCUGCCACGGCCAUUCUCGCCCCAUUACCCACAUCUCUUUCUCCGCUCUGAGCCCAGCCUCCGCAUCCUCUUCGCAACCGCAAUACUACCUCAUCUCAGCAUGUAAAGACAACAAUCCCAUGCUUCGUGACGGCCUGACCGGCGACUGGAUCGGCACCUUUGUCGGCCACAAGGGUGCAGUCUGGUCUGCUCGUGUCUCAGCCGAUGGCUCCCUCGCAGCAACCGGCUCAGCAGACUUCAGCGCAAAGGUCUGGGACACCUUUACCGGCGAGCAACUGCACACUCUGCAGCACAACCACAUUGUCCGCGCUGUUGCUUUUCCUGCCCUGCAGGACCGCCCUACCAGUCUAGCCACCGGUGGCAUGGAGAAGAAGCUGCGUAUCUGGGACUUGACUCGCGCAGGCGUCUCAAACGGUGCUUCCUCCGGCGACGAAUGCUACGAAGUCGGUGCCGGCGAGCACGGUCAAACAAUCAAGAGCAUCGUGUGGUCAGCCGCGAACUCGAACAUCUUGACCACAGCAUGCGACGACAAGAAGUUGCGUUGGUGGGACCUGCGAUCGCGCUCGGCGAUUGCGACACACGAGGUCGAGGGCACGAUCGGGUCUUGCGAACUCAACUCUAGCAUUCUGGACGGAUCGGCAAAUGGCACGUUGAGUGUUGCUGCUGGAAAGAGUGUUUACUUCUUCGAUGGUGCUCGUCCUGGUGUUUUGCUCGACUCCAAGACGUUGGACCAGGAGAUUGCUAGUGUGGCUGUUUGUGGAAGCCAGCGUCGUUUCGUCACUGGAAGUGCUAGAGAUACCUUCGUACGGGUGUGGGAUCUCGACUCUGGCGCUGAGAUUGAAACACGCAAGGGUCACCACGGUCCCGUAUGGACCAGCGCAUUCUCCCCUGAUGGCAAACUCUACGCUACAGGCAGCGAAGACGGCACAAUCAAGUUGUGGAAAGCCACCACCGAGUCCUACGGUCUGUGGAAGUAG